GUAGAAUACAGCGCAGGAUAGUAUAUGCUGAUGGUUCUGCCUUUGGAGACAGAAACAACACUUACUCAGCUUCGACGAAUGAAAAGUAGUUCGGAUAAGUGUGACCAACGACUUAACGAAUUCUGUUUUAACCCUUCGUAGGCGAUUACAUAUUGAUCGUGCUGGCAACUGACCAUGGCAUCAGAGCAAACAUACCCUAAUACAUCUUUAAUGGGUUUCAACAGCAGUUUGUCAGCUGAUGGUGCGGACAACUCUAGUGCUCAAGAACUGGAAAGCCACGCGGAAUACUGGGCCGCCGCAUGGCUCAACAGAACAACGCCAUGGAUAGCCUUACUGGUAGCUGUUUUGGGCAACGGAGCUGUGAUUAUCACCGUGAGAAAAAUGAAAACAUUUACAUCUCUGGUUUUGUUUGUGACAUACCUGGGCGUCACAGACACCUUAUGCAUAAUAUUCAAUUUUCUCUACACUCAGCUGACCCGCUAUAAAGUUCCUCUCGGUAACGGUGGAUGUAAAGCACUACACUUUCUCAUGAACUUUACGACACCUGUGGCCAACUGGACGGUUGUUCUCAUGACCCUGGAACGUUUCGUGACCGUCUUCUUUCCUUUCAAAAUAUCCCGAGUUUUCAGCCUGAAGAAAUCUGUCCUAGCCCUUUUAAUAACGGCUUUCGUUUUACUGAUUCACGCCUCGUUCGCUCUGUGGCUCUAUAUCGAGGUUAUAGACGACGGUUAUAUCUACUGUGGAGAAGAACCGUCCCUUCAGGAUGUCUCCAGGAUAAUAACUUGGGUUGAUUUGCUCUUGUUGUCUCUACUCCCUUGCUUGAUCCUUAUUUUUCUGAAUAGCGGCAUCAUUGUGAAACUAAACAAAUCAGCCAAAGUGCGUCGAGAGGCCAUGAAUACUCACCUUUUGAGGGGUGACACUGCCAAUUCAUCUAGACCCCCAGUGUCACAGCAGUACAUUAAUUUGUCUGUUAUGCUGGUAACGGUAUCUGUAGCCUUUGUCAUUCUUCAACUGCCUAUAACCAUUUUCUAUCUUGUGGACCGACACCAAGCUCGGCCUACAGAAGCGAGAGAGCUAGCAAUUUACUACUUGGUGCGCGAAGUUGUCCAUACUUUAAAUGAGUUCAAUCAUGCUUUUAACUUUUUCUUUUACUUUUUGAGUGGCCGAAAAUUUCGUCGUAAGUGUUUGGAAGUGUUUGGGUGUGAAAAAUGCCUAAAGCGUAUAGGUGUUAAAGGAAAAAACACAAAUGACAGUAUUUUAUCUCGAGGACAAUCUGGUCUUGAUACCCAAAUGUCCAAGUUAAGUUCUGAAGUGUCCAAGGAAGACCAAGUACACAGAAACAUAAAUUAAAUCGCUGGAGCCUUUAUCAUUCAUUACAUAACUGUGUGUUUAACAAGAACAUUGCGCAAAAGUGUAUUUUCAUAUUUUGUAUUGUAUAAUACAAAACGCGUAGACACUCCGAGCAAACCCAGCAACCAACCUGCUUGUGUAGCUUUUAAUGACAUGCGAAGAAGUGACACUUAAAGAUUUCUUCGUUUUGGGGAGUACCCAUGCUAUCGCCUUUUGCAUUAUACUAAGCUUAUUGCUUGAUCAACAGUGUUAUUUAUUGUUCUAUUAAUAAAAUUAUCACCACAAUCUCUAAAGAAUAGAUGUAACGGGAAAGGCAUACGUGUGUAAUAUCCAAUGUGUCAAAUUCAGUACGUAAUCUACAACACUGUAUGUAUAACACUAAAAGGUCCAUACGCAGUAACUUGCUAUAAAAGCAAGAAAAAGCAGAAAGUAUUUAUUGACGGUUUUAUUGUGACUAGUCAUUUAUGCAGUGAUGAUAUUAAAAUUGAUCCAUGUUUGUAAAGCUUAUACCCACGGUAUAAGCGGAAUUAGAUACAUAUACGUACAUAGUAUAUCCCCAUAGAUCUUCCAUGCUAUGAUUAUAAGCAGUAAUUAAUGGUUUUUUGGUAUUGGAUCAAGCAGGAUUUGUGUUCCAGAUAAACUUUAAUAGCAUCUAAGGAGAAAGAACUAUUUCAGAUAGCUCUUCAAAAAAAUGUGAAAUUUUCAGUUGAAUGUUGAAUGUAACUUUACUCCUGUUUUACAAUAUCGUGAACAUACACAUAUUCAAAGAAAUUGUUACAA
Liolophura sinensis is the source of this 2130-nucleotide messenger RNA. Its product is annotated as probable G-protein coupled receptor B0563.6. The coding region runs from base 175 to 1350 and encodes 391 amino acids. Gene Ontology annotation, cellular component: plasma membrane. Gene Ontology annotation, molecular function: G protein-coupled receptor activity. The record is from RefSeq and is a predicted model, not a curated record. The transcript is spliced from 2 exons. NCBI's taxonomy places the organism in Eukaryota, Metazoa, Mollusca, Polyplacophora, Chitonida, Chitonidae. Gene Ontology annotation, biological process: G protein-coupled receptor signaling pathway.